This is a messenger RNA of Bufo gargarizans (Asiatic toad), 1272 nucleotides long. RefSeq names its product stress associated endoplasmic reticulum protein 1 (gene SERP1). Bases 139 to 339 code for a protein of 66 amino acids. Gene Ontology annotation, cellular component: endoplasmic reticulum. Lineage: Eukaryota; Metazoa; Chordata; Amphibia; Anura; Bufonidae. Gene Ontology annotation, biological process: endoplasmic reticulum unfolded protein response. The transcript is spliced from 3 exons. The record is from RefSeq and is a predicted model, not a curated record.
CCGUUGGGGGCGGGGCUUUUAGAAUUGCCUACGCUGGCAGCUCGGCGGCCCCGUAUUUACUGCUCACACACCCAGUAGUGAGGGGCUGGUGGCUGUUGUUCUCGUGUCCGUUAGUUUUCCGCUCUCCCGUCAGCAGCCAUGGUGGCCAAGCAGAGAAUCAGGAUGGCGAAUGAAAAACACAGCAAGAACAUCACACAGAGGGGCAACGUGGCCAAGACCGCGCGGACCGCGGCGGAUGAGAAGUCCUCCGUAGGACCCUGGUUACUGGCGCUCUUCAUCUUCGUGGUGUGCGGCUCUGCGAUUUUCCAGAUCAUUCAGAGCAUUAGGAUGGGCAUGUAGAGCUUUCUCCAGAUGUUACCAGUCUCCUGUGAAGUAGAACAUGGACUCGGAUUUGUUAUUUUUAUUUCUUCUGUUAAUUGGGACAACGAGAACCGGAUUUCACAAAACUGCCUGUUCCAGAAUGACGGCGUCCACGAUGAUCAUCCGAAUCAUUCCAAACGAUUCCACCAAAGUCAUUCCACGUUUUCUACUCCAUACCACAGUGCCUUCAGAGAGCACCAUAGGCAUAAGAGCAAUAAAAGCAGAUCUGCUGUUGUGGAGCCACUUAUUCAGUGUGGAAGGAAGUUGUAUGCAAUGUAGAUACCUGUAGCCUGAAUCGGUUUUGUGUCGGAAGCUAUAUGUUUGUUAAAUAUUCUACCUUUUUAAUGUAUAAAAUUUGGUUAAUUCUUUUUAAUUUAAGAAUCAAAAGCUGGAAAACGGAGUGAUUUGAAUAUUCUCUGUAUGCUGCAAGAAACGCCUCUGUCACGUGUUCUCGCUCACUUUCAGCCGCUUACUGUGCGGAGAGGCUACGUAAUUCUCCAGAAAGACACCUUUUAUUCUCUUGCCAAAAAAUGCACCUGUAAUGUGCCACUCCCCGCUUGUCCACUAGAGGGUGAUCAAGAGCAAAGCUGCCCAGUAGACUGCCGUGGUCACUUACAUGUAGAGUGGGUGCAGAGCUGCGUGCUUAUCCCCCCCCUCCCCUCCCUCUCCUUGCCCCAUGAGCGGCUGUUCAAGCCAUUUUGGCCUUUACAAAAUACUGUGGACACAUUCUCUACUUAUUUUUAUCGUCUGAUCUAUUUUUGCAUGCACAAGAACCCACUCUCCAUUUUUAUCAGUGGUUAAAUACCCGAGCAACCAUAGGUUGUAAUAAAAUGUGACCUACCUAACAAAAAAGCAGUGUACAUUUGGUGCGUUUUGUAAAAAAAAAUACAAAUAAAACUUUACAAAAACUUU